Messenger RNA from Melanotaenia boesemani (Boeseman's rainbowfish), 4245 nucleotides. RefSeq names its product egl-9 family hypoxia-inducible factor 2 (gene egln2). NCBI's taxonomy places the organism in Eukaryota, Metazoa, Chordata, Actinopteri, Atheriniformes, Melanotaeniidae. The transcript has 6 exons. Gene Ontology annotation, molecular function: L-ascorbic acid binding; peptidyl-proline 4-dioxygenase activity; ferrous iron binding. Gene Ontology annotation, biological process: peptidyl-proline hydroxylation to 4-hydroxy-L-proline; cellular response to hypoxia. The coding region runs from base 511 to 2121 and encodes 536 amino acids. The record is from RefSeq and is a predicted model, not a curated record. Gene Ontology annotation, cellular component: cytoplasm; nucleus.
GAGGCAGACAGAAAGUGGGGGCGCUCAUCGACACAACGGGGAGCGCUUUUUUAGUAGACUGAGGGGGCUUUCUGCGGCCCAGAGCAUUUGCCUUCGUCCCUCGAUUAGGUUUACUGUGUCAAGUCGCCGUUGGCUGCCGUCACCACCUGGAUAUUAUUUAUAACCGACACGAAAAUUGGAUGGGACGCACACCCGGCCAAGACAAUCCCGGAAAUAACAUGCGUACUCUCAGCCUGUCACGUACGCUCGCUGAGGAUUUGCAGUGCUGUAUGACUACCGUAGAUACCCCUCUCUGUUUGAAAUUAUUUAAACGGGGCAUAGAAACGAACACGCAGCUUUAGAGUGUCUAAAUGCAAGAACGGGUAGGAUAAAAGCCAGUGGAAGAGGAUUGGGACAUGAAACUUAUAUUGUCUGUAGGAGGGCUCCUCAUCAUAAGAGAAAGCAGCGGCUCAGCUAGAAAAUGAAGCGAGGACGUGAGGUACGUGCGCACCCAGCUGAUGACGAGAUCAAAUGGAGAGUUUGGGACGGGCGGACCUUUUAAAGCCAAGCUCUUCUCGCGGAUCCGUAGCGUUUUCAGGCUCGCUAGAGAGAAAGACGAGUGGUCAGCAGCUCAUCGGUGGACCGACAGAGAUUCACCACACGUACCAAGCGACCAUGGGUCUUAACGGAUUCUGUGCGGUGUCCAACGGGAGUCCAGCGGCCGAGGAGUUACUCGUGGGGUUGGCCUCUCAGACCGACUCUAAUGGAAUCACAACCCUGACUAAGCAAGGUCUGACUAAGACCGGCGUGCCGCUUUAUAACGGCGGAAUGAUGUCUACCUCUGCCACCGUGGAGGGGAACGAGGCAAACGUUUUAGCUCCUCAUGGCCGCCCCGUACAAGUGAAUGGGGUGGCGGAGCAGACGCUCCCUCUUACCAGCAGGGGCUGUCUGAUGGAAAAUGGGGACAGGACUGCUCACGAGAACUGUUCUUUAGUAAUGAGAAGAAUCAAUGGUGACCUAAAAGUCAGACAGGCACAACAACAAAAAAGGAGGGGUGGGGAGAACCGGGACAUAGGGUCACAAAACCUUAAUGGUCACACAAUAGGGUCAACUGGUGUAGGAAGCUCUGCAGACCCAGUUUUUACAUCCGGGGAUUUAGACUGUAAGAGGAGGAAGUUGGCAGAUGGAACUGUUGCUAGCAAGUCGUCAGAGGCUUCCAGAGUGGCCCGAGCAGUAGCCCCGCUCACAGCCACUGGCAACUGUAGCAAUGGUUCCCAUAGCAACCCAAACUUCAACCCUGCUGCCUCCCAUAUUAACCAGCACAAUGGACAUUAUAUGGCAUCCUCAGACUCACCAGCUCCAACCAGCCUGACCUCAACCCGAGAAAUAAACACCAUCCAAACCCCACAACCUCAUGCAGACACUGGCUGGUCAGCAGAACGCAUUGCCAAGCAGUAUGUCAUCCCCUGCAUGAAGUACUAUGGUAUUUGUGUGAAGGAUGACUUCCUGGGCCCCCAGUUGGGCAACAAGAUCCUGGAGGAGGUGGAGGUUCUAAAUCACAGUGGGAAAUUUCGUGGAGGGCAGCUGGUGAGCCAGAAGAGCAUUCCCUCUAGGAACAUCCGCGGAGACCAGAUUGCCUGGGUGGAGGGACAAGAGCCUGGGUGCAAGAACAUCGGGGCUCUGAUGGCUCACAUCGAUGAGGCCGUCAUGUACAGCGCUGCCAAUGGACAGCUGGGGAACUGUGUCAUCAAUGGACGCACAAAGGCCAUGGUUGCCUGUUAUCCAGGUAAUGGGGCAGGUUAUGUCCGCCAUGUCGACAACCCGAAUGGUGAUGGACGCUGCAUCACAUGCAUCUACUAUCUUAACAAGAACUGGGAUGUCAAGAAACAAGGAGGUCUGCUGCAGAUCUACCCUGAAGGCAAAAAUGUGGUGGCCAACAUUGAGCCUUUGUUUGACAGACUGCUCAUCUUCUGGUCUGACCGCAGGAACCCACAUGAAGUGAAGCCAGCCUACGCCACUCGCUAUGCCAUCACAGUCUGGUACUUUGAUGCCAAAGAGAGGUCAGAGGCUAAAGAAAAGUACAAAUUGGCAACGGGACAGAAAGGUGUUCAAGUGCCUGUCACUCAAAGCAGCAGAACAUAAAACUCAAGUGAGCGAAGAGCAAUCUGAGUAUUCCGUGCCUUCCUGAACUGUUAAUGGACAUUGUGAUUACAAAGGGAGACACAAUAAAACUGUCAGUCAUCGCUGCAGCUCUUCACCACCAUCUGCUGAGUGUCAGCUGUUAGAUUACCGUUGCAAGCUGUGAUGUAACAAUGGGGCUGAAAAAUAGAGCACAGUGAGCUGGCUACGGCAAAGGUGAGGUCAGAAAUAUGAGUUGGUGCCGAAGAUCAUCUUCACCUAUGAGUACAGCCACCUGGAAAAACUCUUCAAUGUUAUUUUGUUGCAGUUUUGCCUGCUCAGUUAUCAGUGAUUUAGUGAUGUAUGGAGAUAUAAAUGUUUGACUUUGCUUUGGUGUAAUUUUUUUUUAUUUUUUAUGAAAACACUAGGAGCAGAAAUGACGACACAGGGGGUGGGGGUGGGGGGGGGGGUACAAGCAGCAGAGAUUAAUGCCCCUGUAAUUCCUUAUCCCUUCUUCUAUGUGAAGUAGUGGCCUUGUCUCAUGAUGUGGGCAAGUAUGUAUGUGUGGUAAGUAUAAAAAAAAUAAGACAGGCCUUUGCAAGACAUCCAAUGGUUAAUGCAGGGAAAAAUUGCCGGUCCUGGCUCAAGGAUGAACCCUAAAUAUUCCAGUGAUCUGCUUACAAGUUAUAGGCAGCACAUGAGGACAACUCUACACUGUAGUUUGACUUUGCAUAGAGCACUAAGUAGAGUUCACAAAUCGGGAUGUCAUCUGGGUUAGAAUGAAAAGGGGCCUCAAAAUGAUGCAAAGAAAACCACUUUUCAGUGAUCAAGUUGUCAAGACAGAACCAAGAGUGCUUAAAGCUUUUCUACAUGCUUAUUGUGCUGUUCUUACUGCGUGACUGAAUUACACGGCUCGCACCUGACAUAUAAGGCGAGCUACUCAACAGCAGCGGUCAAGACAGGGUUUUAAAGACGUGCGCUUCGUGUGUGUGUGUGUGUGUGUGUGCGUGCGUGCGUUCAUAUCGCCGUAUGCAGAUCCUGCUUGACUCCAAUGUGCUCUGACCAACACGGAAACCACAGGUGUGACCAGUGUCGAUGCUGUUGAAAAAACUGCCCUAGAAAGACACACAAAGGCAAAAGAUGGAUUAAAACAUAUUUUUUAAAAAAAAGAACAAACAAAAGCUAAACAGUAAUUAAACACCUUAACCAGUGUGAAGCACAGGGUUGAGCAUACACUGCUGAGUGAAACUUCUGCCUGUAGGAUUGAGUAUUAAAUGUGUUCUAGCACAUGUAUGAGACAAAUUCUCAUGACCUGUAGAGGGUUGCAAGUAUUGUCCCAGUGUAUGUUAAGUUGGUUAAACAAAAGGUUUUGUUUUUAUGUUUUGUUUUUAAAAGCACUUUAUCAUUUAAUAUGCCACGAUAAAAUGAUAGAAACAAUGAAACUAAAGAUGUAGGGUAAUGCCUUUCAUGUUGGAUAAUACAAUAUGAUAUUCAAAUGCAACAGAAACUAAAACAGUGAGAACAAAUUGAAAUUGUUUGCCUAUUUUUUUUAAGUAUUUAAUUAAAACAUGCCUGUUUUUGUACAUAAGGAAAUUGUAAUUGAUUUCCUCGGAAAAGAUCUAAACUAAAUCACAGCUUAAUUUAGUUUUUUUUUCUCCUCUUUUUGUAUAUAUGAUUAAACAAAGAAAGCAGCUUCGGAAAAUUUUUUAUAGAAAAGAUGCAACCACUUUCAGUUUCUUUCUACAUGAGGGAUCAAACUACCAUUAUGAUGGAGUAUUUGGCUAAGCAAAAAAAAAAAAAAAAAAAAAAUUGGCAUUUUAUUCAAUUUCUUUUAUGUAAAAAAAGCUUCAAAAGAAGAAGAAUUCAUCCAGAUCCAUUAAUCUGUAAAGCACAUGAAAAAGUGACACAUGCAUCAGGAAUCAGCUGCACCAGUACAGUCAAGCUGAGUGUGUGUGGUUCAGUAGAGAAGAGUUGCUGUCAUUGUGGUUAUUAUUAUCCCGAGAGCGAGUGUUCUAUGACACAGUCCAGAUCUCAGAAACAUUUGGCAACAGGCAUGUUGAGCAUUUUUAUAACCAAACACUGAUUUACAAGAGACUGUCUUUGUGGUUGAAAAUUCUGAACUUUAAUAAAGAUAAAUUGUUCCCUAAA